Molecule: messenger RNA, 1307 nt
Organism: Gambusia affinis (western mosquitofish)
Lineage: Eukaryota; Metazoa; Chordata; Actinopteri; Cyprinodontiformes; Poeciliidae
Gene: tcea2
Product: transcription elongation factor A (SII), 2
Exons: 10
Coding region: 70-966 (298 amino acids)
Biological process (GO): transcription elongation by RNA polymerase II; DNA-templated transcription
Cellular component (GO): nucleus
Molecular function (GO): nucleic acid binding; zinc ion binding
Source: RefSeq, a predicted model, not a curated record
UCCCCUCUUCUUACAUGGAGCUUUUCGCCGCAGCAGAGCAGCUGAACUGACGAGGAAGAGUCCCCAGAAAUGGCCAAAACGCAGGAAGUGGAGCGCAUCGCCAAAAAGCUGGAUAAAAUGGUGCACAAGAAAAACACGGACGGCGCUCUUGAUUUACUGAGGGAACUGAAGAACAUGAAGAUGUCUCUGGAAACUCUGCAGUCAACCAGAGUUGGGAUGUCGGUGAACGCGGUGAGGAAGCAGAGUUCAGAUGAGGAAGUUCAGACUCUGGCCAAAACUCUCAUCAAGUCCUGGAAGAAACUCCUGGAUGGCGCAGAAGGGAAGCCUGAUGAGAAGAAGAAGGAAGGCUCUCUGGUGAGGUCAACGUCUACCUCCAAGGACUCCGGCUCCACUGAGAAGAGCAGUGAGAAGUCUGUGGAGACCCCGACCACGCACCGGUUCACCUCGUUCCCCCCCGUCCCCGUCACUACGGACAACGUGCGGACCAAGAGUCGAGAGCUGCUGGUGGCGGCUCUGCAGACUGGAGAUGACUUCAAGGCCGUUGGAGUUGACUGUGAACAUCUAGCAGCACAAAUUGAGGAACGGAUAUUUCAGGAGUUCAAAUCCACAGACAUGAAGUACAAGACGCGGCUGCGGAGCCGCAUCUCCAACCUGAAGGACCAGAAGAACCCGGAGCUGAGACGCAACGUCCUGUGUGGGAGCAUCACACCUGAACGCAUCGCCUCCAUGACGGCUGAGGAGAUGGCGAGCGCAGAGCUGAAGCAGAUCAGAGAGGCUCUGACCAAAGAGUCCAUCAGAGAACACCAGCUGUCCAAGGUCGGCGGAACCGAGACGGACAUGUUCAUCUGCAGCAAGUGUCACGGCAAGAACUGCACGUACACACAGGUCCAGACCCGCAGCGCCGACGAACCCAUGACCACCUUCGUUCUGUGUAACGGCUGCGGCAACCGAUGGAAGUUCUGCUGAACACGUGUGUGUGUGUGUGUGUGUGUGUGUGUGUGUGUAUAUUAUUGAGUAAAGAAACAAAGUCAGUAAAUAAUUAAAUUUGAAUUUGCAAAAUAUUUUUUAUUUUGUAGUUUCUUUUUUAUAAAUAUAAGACUAACAGUUGUAAUAUACUAAGAUGAAAAUAUGGAGAAGUUUCUGUUUGAUUAGUUUUGUAUGGAGCGAGCUUUAAGCACAUUUACAGUUAGGCCUGGUAAAAGUGGUGAUGAUGAUGAUGAUGCCUUUCUUUGCCUUGUUUUCCUGCCACGUAUUUUUCUUCUCGCACUUACAUUAAAGUUGCUCUUGGAUUAACAUCCAGCCCCUGA